AUGACCGUUGUGUACUUAAUUGUAAAAACCCGUGAGAACACGCCAACAGCGCUGAAAAAUAAGACAGCCGUCUUCUUCUUCAUACUUUUGGGAGCCAACCUGAAUUUCCUGAAUUUCGGAGCAGGUUUUUCUAUCACAUCCGAUUUGGAGAAACAGUUUAGCACGGACUCCACCACUGCUUCUUGGGUUAUCUCUGGUUAUGCACUGACAGUCGGAUCCUUUGUGAUUCUGUUUGGAAAACUUGGAGACAUUAUUGGACUUCAUAUCAUUUUUGUUGCCGGUCUGGCUAUAAUUACAGUUUUAAGUCUGAUAAAUGCUCUCAUUAGAAAGGAGAUCAUCGCUCUGAUUACAUUCCGUGCACUUCAAGGGAUUGGUGGAGCCGCAAUUCUUCCGUCCGCAAUUGCACUUACAGGAAAUUACUUUACUGGGAAAGCACUCAACUUAGCCAUCAAUGGUUUGCUUCUUGCAUUUACUGCCAGCAUGGGUAUCGGAAUCUUACUCGGAGGAGCAUUUUCCUUAACCAGCAUUGGUUACCGUUCAUUCUUCUAUUUCACGUUUGCUCUUGGUCUCAUUUGUGUGAUCUAUCUCACUCUGACAAUAAUUCCUGUCGAACGGUCCGAGCCUCGCAAGAACAUGAAGGUGAAAAAUCUCAAUUUUGGCGGAGCAGCUUUUUUGGUUGCGGGAUUGAUUUUAAUAAUUUACGGCUUCACUACUGCCGGUCUUCAAUGGUCUACACCGAAGGUCUAUGUAACCAUUCCCAUUGGAGUGGUUGUGGUACUUGCGGUGGUUCUUUUUGAAGGCCUCUACAUUGGACCUUACAAACACAAACAUUCUGCUACCAAAAAUUGGAAAACGGACAUUGAGCUCCUUUUCCCACCACAGAUCCUCACCAUCCCUAAUUUCAUCCCAUUUGCGUGCGGUCUUUUUUGCACAUACGCAGCCUUUACUGGUCUUCAAAACAUCCUUGUCCAGUAUUUUGAAUUUGUCCAAGGUAACAGUUCACUCAUGGCAGCCGUUAAGCUGCUCCCACUUACUGUCGGUCUUAUUUUCGGAAGUGUGGUCUAUAGACCGAUCAUGGCCGAGAAGAUCGGAACCAGAAACAUUCUCGUGAUCUCCGCAUUCUUUUCGCUUGCCACUACCGUCUGGUGCUCGAGAUUGGACCAGUCCAGCAACUCCUUCUGGAAAUACGAAUUUGCUCCACUGUUCCUGUAUGGAUACGGAACAAACCUAUUCUAUCAGGUUUACUAUAAUGCAAUCCUUUCCCAGACUCCAAAGCACCUUCAAGGAAGUGUGAGUGGUGUGUUCCAAACCAUGUGCCAGAUCGGUGUCAGUAUCGGAAGCGCGAUCACAACCACCAUCAUUGGCUCGGUGAGCGAAGCAAAUGCCUCGCAAGCAGCCGAACUAAGUCCGAAAAUGCGGAAUGCUUUCUACUUCUGCGUCGGCUGUCAUGCAUUGGAAGUGGUUCUGAUGCUGUUUAGCACAAACCCUAAACCGAAAACCGAAGACCACGAGGAGAAAAAACUGGAAACAGAGCCAUGA
This is a messenger RNA of Ogataea philodendri, 1539 nucleotides long. RefSeq lists its product as uncharacterized. The coding region runs from base 1 to 1539 and encodes 512 amino acids. The transcript has a single exon. The record is from RefSeq and is a predicted model, not a curated record. NCBI's taxonomy places the organism in Eukaryota, Fungi, Ascomycota, Pichiomycetes, Pichiales, Pichiaceae. Gene Ontology annotation, molecular function: transmembrane transporter activity. Gene Ontology annotation, biological process: transmembrane transport. Gene Ontology annotation, cellular component: membrane.